GGAGGGACGUCCGCGCGCGCGUGUGCGGCGUGCGGCGGGUGACGUCCCUGACGUCAAAGCGCAGUCGCGCGGCGGAGAGGCACUUUUUAAGCGUGACCGUGAGGGAGUCCCGCGAACAGUUUCGCUUUUGAUGCCGUGCUGGGAACGGAGCGCUGCUCGUCGCCGCUUCUGGGUCGCCUUUCAAGCGCACGUGCUACACCGCUCCUCCUGAUAUUUGGAACCGUACUCCGGGACCGGCACACGAACGGAAAACAUGGCUUCGUCCAGAACCCAGCCCGCGCUGUCGCUAGUCCUGUUCGUCCUCACGCUCAGCCAAGGUUCCUACGCUACCCACUGGUCCUACAUUGGCGAAACUGGUCCGUACUUCUGGCCAAACCUAGACCUCGGAUCUUCCACUCCCAAUGAGUGCGGCGGCAAGUACCAGUCGCCCGUGGACAUCAGCGAACGGUACACGGACUACGACGGCAACAUGGGGCCGCUGAGGUUCAACAACUACCACAGGGCGCUCAAGAGUCCCAUCAUCGUCAACAACGGCCACACAGCGAUGGUGUCUGGCACUCCCGACCGCGAGGUGUACGUGGAGGGCAACUCUCUGAGCGGGAAAUACCAGUUCGCCCAGCUUCACUUCCACUGGGGAGCUAACUCGAGCCGGGGAUCCGAGCACACCUUCAGCGGGACCACGUACCCCUUGGAGAUGCAUUUGGUUCAUUUCAACCAGAAUUACGGAAGCGCUCCCCAAGCGAUGAAGCGCCGUGACGGAUUCUUGGUGGUUGCAGUUCUUUUUGAGAUCUCCAGGGAAAACAACCCCAACUUCCAGACGAUUGUGGACGCGUUGUCCCGCGUUCGAACUGAAGAGGCCAAUGGGGUGGAACUUCCCAACCCAGUGGUGCUCAACGACCUUCUGCCAGCUAUUUCGAGUGAAUACUACCGCUACAACGGUUCCCUGACCACACCCCCGUGCUCUCAGGCGGUCAUCUUUAACAUCCUCACCAACACAGUCCCCAUUAGCGAGCAGCAGAUGGAACAGUUCCGGCAGCUGCGAGCCGGUUCCCAGGACGACUCGCCGCUCCUGGUCGACAACUACAGGCCCGUGCUUCCACUGAACGGACGCCAAGUGUUCAGGAGCUUCCCGUCGGCCUCCACGCCGCUCUUCAGACCCACAGAGGGCGCUACGUCGGUACUGCUCUUUCUACUUGCAUAUGGUGGUGGACGCUCGCUCCUCUGCUAGGUGGCGCCUCGGAGCACCGUUAUACUUAAGACAAGACGACGAAGCAGAAUCCCAUAGCAUCCACAUGGACAGGCACUCACUAGACGCAGUAGUCACAGACAAGUGCUGUAGCCGGCCUGUCAGCGUGUGCGCUACGAGACUCGCGACACCACUGUAGCGGUUUAGGUGCAGUUCCGAACUGUUUUGCUCAUCUGCAAGGCAAUGAGUGGGCAUGGGACAUGUUGAUAGCUACGGCAAAAGAACAAAAGUGAAAAUAAGUCAUGGGUCACCUAGGACUAAUAUUAUUUUAUUAAAUAUUAGAAGAGUCGAAGGUCACCCUCUCGUUUAAUAGUUGCAAAGAAAUGCGUGGAUUUCCCAAGACGGGCGGUGGAUCGUGCUUUUCUCGUUGUCCUCGGACCGCUACUUGAAUGCAACCUAGAAACUUCGGAACACGUGCAAAAAUGUUGAUAGUGGAUACGCAUAACACCGUUGUGUUUGCUUCGAUGAACCCUGUAGAGUAGAAAUGAAUUGGGAAUUCCUUAAGGGAUAACAGCGCGGACAGACGACCACAAAACUGAUCCAAGCGGCAAUAUAUUUUGUUGCACACAACGUGACACUAGUCGUCCAGGAAAUUUCGCAUAAUCUUAUUUCUCACAAGAUUUCGAAAUUUCCGUGGGUAGCCAAUUAUAAGGUCGUACGCCUAGACGUACGAGCCAAUUAUUUUUGUCCAUAUGUACUAUGUGCCAAAGGGGUUCGUCUCUGUAGGGAUCCCGAGUCCCGGCAACUAUCUUCGCGGAAACCAGCGUCGCAGACGUUUGUCACGCUUCAGCGAGGGUUCACAUUUCUCAAUUUGCGCAGAUUAGAACAUCGGAAGAGCGAUUCAGUUCAUUUUCAUUACAUUGUUCAAAAUGAAACACCAUUCUAAUUUGGAGCUCACUCUACUCCAAUCUCCGUGAUAAGCGACCUUCGUUGGGUGAUCCUGCUCUUUUUCAUGUGUUGGAACAUUGCACUGCUCUUCUCUGUUGUUGCCAAGUUAAUUUCGGAAUGUGUAUAAUGCGACCGAUCGAUCUAAUCAGAUUCAGUCAAGUAAGAUACCGAAAUCAGCGCAAGGUGGCAUCGAGAAUUAUUUCUUUGUUUGUUUUUGAAACGCUCGAGCGUGUAGGAACGACAUAUCACUUUUUGACCGAAUAAGCGGCAUAGACAGUCUAAAAAAAUUAAUAAAUUUCGUGCGUUUUCGUCUUAAAAUACCGAUCUUUCGUCGACGAAAGCAAACGAACCCUGUAGCCUCGACUUUAGAGACGGUUUUUAAAAAUCGAAGCCAACAGAAGCAGGAAAAUAUAUGAAGCAUUUACUUGCGGUUCGGUGUAAUUUAGGCCAAAUUAUCUGUCUGCAAAAAGAAAUGAUUUAAGAACUGGCCGCAAAACCGAAUGGCAUACGUUAAUGAAUGGUUUUUCAUAGGAUUGAGAAUCGAACCCUCGCUGUAGCAUCUUUUGAGCGUGUUGGUUUCCGAGUCUUGCUAGUGUGUAACAGUCCUGCAAAAGUGCAAUUGACAAAACAAAAGAAAAAAAAACUUAGCAUGUGUCCCACGUUUGACUUCCUGCUGUUGUCUCCUGCUGCGGUCAUCUGGAACAAAAGCGGCUGAAAGAAGCCUGCGUUUGCAAGGAUUUGAUUGCCGGCGUGAAGAACCCCUGUGCGAAAGUGAUCACGUGGCCUUGUUGUUUGUCCAGAUGUUCCUCUCGCGAAUUGAGCGCUGGCUUUGUACUCCUCACGAGCUGCCUGUUAAACGUUGUUCUAACGCUCCAGUUUACCUUUAGCAGGAACAUUCUUCUGUGCCGUGAUCGUUCCUUGUCUUCAAUGCAGAGGAUAAUUACCUAGAUAUGUAUAUCCAUGCAUGUCUACAUGUGUAUAUAUAUAUAUGCUACAUACGACUAGUGAAGUAAGGUAAAGUAACAGUGACCGGAAAGUGUUAAUUAGUAAGAGAUAUAUGCACCAACUGGAAGAAUUCACUGAAAGGAAAUAUGCACUAUGCGGAAAUAAUGGCCACUGACAGAAGAGUUGUUGACGAACGUUUAAUCGACAUUUGGAUCGGGGACCCCUUUAACGAGAAAAAAUAUUUACAACUCGUAAAAAUUUAUAUACCCAUCAAAAUUAACGGGAAUAAAUAAUAAAAGGCAAAAACCAAGCAAGAAAAAAAGCGAGAACGAUUUCUCAGUUAGAGAUAGCGAAAAUCUGCGCACAAAAGACCAUCGCCAACUCGCCAGCUUAAUUCACAAAUAGGGUCACACUGACACAGGUGUCGUUGUGACGUGUGAUUUAGAAGUGCAUGGUAUCUUUAUUUAAAAUAGGGUCGUAUAGUUCUGAGAAAGGCGUCGCAGGUAUGCUGACUGCAUUUGAAGUAACUGCAGUUACCGAACAUUUAUAGAGGAACAGUCUUCCCUCUCGGCAUUUUGGCCCAUUACCCGCGUGCUCGCCAAUGUUAAAGUUGGACCGUUAGCGAUCACGCACAUAGCGACAUUACGUAAGCGGUGAAACAUGUUAGGUGAAAUUGUCGGAUAGGCGCAAGGAUCACCUACAACGAAAAAAAACGUAGAGUAGCGAUGCCACGACCAAAGCAAGGAGAGCACAGUAGAAGGAGUAUAGGGCUGUUGUUGUGCCGCCAACACUGCGGAAUUGCCAAAUAGUUUGUUCGAUGAUCGAACCUUGCUGACGCCAUGCGACUGAAACUCGGCGUUAAAACACUAAGCUCUCAAGAGAACCGGUGAUAGUCGUCCCAAAGAGGAUGCAUGCAGCAUCAGCAUUUGAAAAAACAUUUUUUUAUCAGUUAAGCCAAGCGAGGCAUUAAAGCAUAAUUACUCAGCAAUUAAUCCGGUGUGAUAAUACUUUUCUAUUAUCACACCUCACUAAGCUGAGAGAAUGACGAAGUCUAAAACGUUUACACCCCAGUGCGCAUUUUGUUCUUUCGUACAAUAAUAUUUUGUAACAAGUCAAUCUCCUGCCGGUGCUGAUCAGCAGGCACGCGAUGUCCACACCAUAUCUUUUCUAACGAUAAUGAUUGGAAAAGUUCGAGGACGAGCACUUGGAAGGUUCUUGGCCUUGGGUUGCAAAUAUUUAGAACACCUGCUUUUUUUAAAGAAGACGAUGCUCCCCUACAAGGUUUCAGGCCUCAGGAGCUCUUUAGAAUGAUCUACGUGAGCCUGUCGAUGUGCUGCUCUGAUUUGAAAAGAGUCAAGGGCGUCGUCCCCGUUGCCAUACCAUGCAUGACUGUGCGAGAUUGUAACAGAGCUGUGGUUAUGUUUCGGUCCGCCCCUCAAAGUAUGAAAUAUUUGUCAGCAAGGUUCGAUUGUGUCCGCAUUAUUUUUGGAUGCCCUUCAGCGGUGUUUGUGCGCACUGUAGUGAAAGGAAAAAAAAGAGGAAGAAAGAAAGAAAACUUAUACUCCCUUUGACGUAUGCGAGAGCAAGGUCAUACUUUUUAACCUUUACACACAGUUGUACAGAGGUUCGAGUUCUUGGAAUUGUCGUUACGGUUUCUGUUCACUGUCCUUGUUGAUGUCGACGUAAUUUAAGACUUUUCUGUUAUUUUUUUCUCCCGAUGUUUGUUCCCCGUGGUUCGAUUGCAUAGUGGCAGUCCCUGUAAUGGCUGUUCCCUGUGCUCUAUUUGUUGUUUAUCUACCACAAAGAAAAAAAAGAGAGAAAAAGAAAAUUAUAUAUUUAUCGCGAAAUAAAAUUUGUUGGUUGAA
Ixodes scapularis (black-legged tick) is the source of this 4944-nucleotide messenger RNA. Its product is annotated as carbonic anhydrase 2. Gene Ontology annotation, molecular function: zinc ion binding; carbonate dehydratase activity. Gene Ontology annotation, cellular component: plasma membrane. The record is from RefSeq and is a predicted model, not a curated record. NCBI's taxonomy places the organism in Eukaryota, Metazoa, Arthropoda, Arachnida, Ixodida, Ixodidae. Bases 254 to 1228 code for a protein of 324 amino acids. The transcript has 7 exons.